AUGGGAAACUCGGCUUCUGGAGACAAGGGCAGGUACCGCCACGGGUAUCAUGUUCUCAUGGUCAAGGAGAACACGCCCGCUGCCCGAGCUGGUCUUCGUCCGUACUUUGAUUAUAUCAUGGGUAUCAACGGCAUCCGGUUGAACAAAGAGGACUCGGUUCUGCGCGAUCAAAUGGAGUCGAGUGAAGACAGACCUGUGAUUCUGGAUAUUUACUCUACAAGGGAGCAGGCGUUACGAAAGGUGGAAUUGACACCUGUUCAGAAGUGGGACAAUGGCAAGGAUGGGUAUAUUGGAUGCAGCAUUCGGUUCUGUCUCUUUGACACUAUCAACGACGUCGUCUGGCAUAUCUUGGACGUGGCACAUGGUUCACCGGCAAUGGAGGCUGGACUUUGUGCUCACGCAGAUUAUGUCAUUGGAACACCGCUGGGGAUCAUGAGGGGCGAACGAGACCUUUAUGACCUUGUCGAGGAUUACAUUGAUGACGAGUUGCCCUUGCAUGUUUAUAACGCCAACACCAACGAAGUCAGAGAGGUCAUUAUUAUUCCGCGUGAGGACUGGGGAGGUCAAGGUCUUUUGGGCUGCGAUGUUGGAUUUGGAUAUUUGCACCGGUUACCAAAACGCGACUCCUCACUUCAAACAAACGGUUCGGGAGAUGUCAAGGAGAAGGCGCACCCAGCAUUAGCCCAUACCAAGAAAGCAGCAUAUCAAGAGACACCGACCUUUGGUGAGAAGCAACAAUUGGAGCCUUCAGUAGAUAACACUGCCACCAACAAGCCCACACCAGAGGACCCAAUCACAGAAAAAUCAGCUCAUCAUCACCACGGAGUUCACGACGGCAAUAACAACACCACAGAUACCCAGGAGUCUAGAGACUACAAAACGACAGCUCCUACUCCACAACCAGCCAAACUCGAAACGACCGUGUCUAAUGAUGAACGACCAGUGCCUGCGCCAGCUACCGCCAACGGUGAUGAUGACGAGGAAGAGGCUAUGACGGUAACUGUCACUGAGCGAUCAAAUCCGGAACAACCUGGAGCAGUGGCGACAGCUACUGCAGAGCCUGAACAAUCCACCGAGGCUGUUGUCACCCCUGUCGCACCAACAGAUAACAACACAGCAGCACCGGCGGUAACUGAGGAGGAGGAGAGCAGGAAAAGCGAGUCUUUGUCGUCACCCGCCGAGAAGGAAGCCCCAUCAAAGUCGGAAGAGUCAGAGACACGGAUACCUUCUGAAAACUUCGUCGAUUCAGAAAAGACGGCAGACCUCGCAAGGAUCGAUAGCACCAACGAGACACCUACGCCUCCCCCACAUCAGCAACAACACCAACAGCAGCAAAAUCGUCCACAGGCUAUCGCGGCAAGGAUGAAACCCGGUAUCCAUGGCCGCGGCAGUUUUAGCGCCGGCAUUGGUGGUGGGAGAGGGAGAAUUGGGCAUGACGGAUUUGCUAGGAAUGGCGGGAUCUCAUUACAGGAUGUGCAGGCUCAAGCGCAGCAGGGGUCGUCCGAGUACCGUGAGGAGAAGGAGAGGAAGGAGAAGGAAGCGGAGGUGGAUGAGAUGUCGGCGUCGAAUGAGUCGUUGAACGUUCAGGUUCUGGAUCGCGACGAUGGUAGCGACGAUGAUGAUAGCUAUAACGACGAGAACAAGGGUGGAGGAGGAUUGAAAGGGGAGAAGGGAGAGAGGCGGAGGACGAAAGAGGAGAUGGAUAAUGAUUUCCAUGAGAUUGUGGUUGAAGGGAUGAUCCGUAAUAUGUCCCUUGGUUCGUCAAUCUUUCCUCUGUGA
Molecule: messenger RNA, 1779 nt
Organism: Linnemannia hyalina
Lineage: Eukaryota; Fungi; Mortierellomycota; Mortierellomycetes; Mortierellales; Mortierellaceae
Source: the annotation of a GenBank genome assembly